Molecule: messenger RNA, 2179 nt
Organism: Kickxella alabastrina
Lineage: Eukaryota; Fungi; Kickxellomycota; Kickxellomycetes; Kickxellales; Kickxellaceae
Exons: 1
Coding region: 276-1991 (571 amino acids)
Source: RefSeq, a predicted model, not a curated record
UCUUGUCCUUUUCUUUUUAUUUGAUUCACCAUCAUUAUAAUAUUUUUCGCCUUCCUUUCCUUUCGCUUCGUUUCGUGUCUUUUUUCUUUACUUUUUUUUUCUCUUCUUUCGCUUUUCGAAUUACUAAAUUUCAAUUUCGCUGUUCCCCCUUUCCCCCUCUGUCCUUUAUUUUGUAUAUUUCCUCUUCUCAUUUUCAUUUUCACUUUGUACCUGCUCUUUUUUCUUUUUUAAAUUUGUCCUACACUUUUUUUACACGCAACCUUUUUAUCCCCCCUAUGAAUAUGAGACUAGAAGAAAGGCUUUCCAGGUGGGCUGAACAGCCCGAGGACGAGGCCGACGACGAUUAUGGUCUCAUUAUAGAUGAGAGCGUCACCGCCGAGGCGACUCGCCCAAUGCCACCCAAAUUCAACAAAGCCGGGUCGUGCUCGCUGCUCCCCUCCAGCACCAUCAUGUCGCCCUCUGCCCUACUGCCAGCCAAUCUGCACGCCCUCCACUGGCCGCGGUCGAAGACGCCUGGAGCACCCGUAGACGUGCUGCAGCGAUACGUGGAGAGCGCAGACAACGAAAACUAUGAUGACUUGGUGCUGCCCGAGGAGGAGCACAUGUUGGAUAAGCAACUGCGGCAAUGGAGGACACCGACGAAGCUGCAGUCGAACUGGGCCAAAAACAUGGGGGUGUGCGUUGAAGUGACGAUGUCGGGUGCUACUGCUGUGGAGUUCCCCGCAGUAGUGGAGAUUUCGCCGACAGCAGAGGACUGGGUCAUGGUAACAGCAACAACCCCAACACCUACGAAGGAGACAAAGGAGUAUGCCCCCGAGCAGCGCAAGUCGACGCCCAGGACGGCGGCAAUGGCGCUGGGCCUCGGCCUGGUGCAGCCCGUGCGCGCGGUGCUGAGCUCGGGCUCGAAACAGCGUAUUCCCUCUUCCAAGCCCCGGAUGGCCGACUGGCAGCACGUUGAGAUCCCGCCCAACUUUUCUCCGACGCCAGCGCCAACACCGACACUGACGCCGACUCAGCUGCCGCCCCAGAACCUGAACCUGAGCCUGAGCCUGAAUCCGAACCAGAUUCAGAGCUAUAAUUUGAACCUGAACCAGCAGAGGCACAGGGCGACUCAGAUCCACCAUGCGCAGAUACAGCACAGGUCGACAUCGCAAUGCGGGCAACUAUCGCCAAGCCAUUCCCACAUUCCAUCGCAUUUUCUCCAGCCGUCGCUCUCGCAGCCGCAGCCGCAACUGCUGUCACAACCACAUGUGCAGCGCAGCGCUGCACGGCGACCGAUUCUGAUCAAGAGUGCACAGCGUGCAGCCGAGCCCGUGGUUGUCGGCUGCAUGCGUUACGACCCGAUCAGUCGCGUGUGGGUCGGCAAUGAGGAGGAGGGCUCGCGCUUUGCCAACGCCAUUGCUGAGUCCGAGCGCCAGCUCUCCCGUGCUCGCGCCAACACUCUGCGCACCGAGCGGCUCAUCGACACGGACAAGCUGGCGCGCAAGAUCUCGCAGCGCUCAGGCAACCCGGCGCCACUGCAGCUUUCUGAGAAAAUGGUUGUUGUGUCGCCCGAGUGCCAGGCCUGGCGCACAUCACCGCCUGCCGUGCAUGUUCGUCAGCCCGCUAGUCCAUUGUCGCCGGGCGCAUUGGAAGCCGCGACGAAGGGCAGGCCGGUGCUGAUUCCGCCCUCUGCUGCUGUCGACAUGGUGGGCCAGACGGGUGGACGCGCGAGGCCGAUAUUUGAUCCGCAGAAUUUGCGCUGGAUUGAUCCGAAUGAGACUCAGAAGGACCCCAGCGGCGACCCGUUUCGGAAUAUUACCGAGCUGCCAGUCGAGCCCAAGCCGGCAGGAACGGCGUACAGCGGCCGCAUGAGGAGCUCAUCAGAGUCGAUUGGCUCUGACAACCGCAAUUGCUUUACGUUGACUGAUGAGCAGAUUGAGGCGUACCAACGAGAAAGCGCCGAGUACGAGGCAUUUGCACAGCAUUGGUUUCCAAAGUCUGCGAUUUGACUCCCCCACCCACACCCCCAUUUCCCCCUCUCUUGCACUAUUUCAAACGGUCCCUAUUUUCCUCCACACUAUUUUUUCAAUACUUUUGCUUCGUAUACAUAUAUGUGGUCCCUCUUUUUAAUUUUAUUUAUAUAUUUUACAUUGCCAAGCAAAUAAAUACAUUGUUUAUUUUAUUUGCACCUAUUUUA